Molecule: messenger RNA, 1870 nt
Organism: Tigriopus californicus
Lineage: Eukaryota; Metazoa; Arthropoda; Copepoda; Harpacticoida; Harpacticidae
Product: transmembrane protein 164-like
Exons: 2
Coding region: 641-1537 (298 amino acids)
Source: RefSeq, a predicted model, not a curated record
AAUUCCAAAGUCUUAGAUGCGGGCAAGUAUGAUUUGUUUUCCUCGUUCUUGCAUAAAUUGUUUGCACUUGUGAUUUCUUUCAUCUGGUGCUAUUUGAUAGCUCAGAUCUAAGUCAUACACCUCCUUGCAGGACCGUCUGUGUGUAGCUCUCUUGGCAAUCGGGCCCUCCACGUGCACGUUGACCCUGUUCACAUUGAGAACCUGCAUUCAUACAUACCCUAGAUAGACAAACAAGCCACACCAUCUCGGAUCUGUCGAAUCCCAAACUUUAUCACAUGGCACCAAGUUUCAGCUCUAAAGUGGCUCUCGGUGGGGAUAUCAGGCCCAAGUUUCCUGGUCAGAUUUCCUGCCUCUCCCGUGGUUUGACGACCCACGAGGUGGUUGGUGACACCAUGAUGGUGUGUGGUUUUGGGUCCUUCCAAAUGAAAUCAGGGAUUUGAUGCGCAGUGUUCAGAAAUUCCAUUUCUUGCCUUGUUGUUCCAAAGGCCGUCUCCGAAAAACAAUAUCUCCCGGUUGUAGUAGCUAUUGUGGUGGUGGUUGUGGUUGAGGAGGAGUUAGUGGUGGUAGUAGUGAAUCGUUGUUCCGCUCGUUCGCCUCCUCGCGCCUCCUGGACGGCCUUGCCGUGGUGGUGGUCUUCAUCAUGGUGGACUUGCGAAGCAAUGCCAGUUUUUGGGAGCGAGCCUAUGUUUGGUGCAUGGGCGGAGUGAAUUGGCACGAUCCCGAGGAGGGAGGGCCAGAGUGCCUGAACCAUGUGAGUGAGUUCCAUCGCCGGGUCGAAAUUGGCAUUGGUGUGGUGGUCACGCUAUUGAGCUUGUGGAUUGGGGUUCGAACCUGCCAAGGUCAAGACCAAAUCGUGCAUUCCAAGCGUCCUCGAGGACCCUAUAGUCCCAGUGGGGGCAAGAUGCUCCUUCUCGUGCUGUUCACACUGAUUUUUGGCAUCGAAGUGGGCUACAAAUUCACCUCAGGACAUAUCAUCUAUCUUUUGUACCCGUGCCAUGUCAAUUCCAUACUUUGGAUCUACGUCCUAGCCACCCCACCCACUUGGGGGAACGUGUGUCUCUAUCGAUUAAUUCUUCACUUCACCCAUGGGACGUUAGCCGGGAUCUAUUUUCCCGUUGACGAGGUGCUUAAACUGCCGUUUGAACGGGAAACUUAUUGGUUGCAACAUUACUUUCUUGUCAUAAUCCCCGUAUACAUGAUCUGCUUUGAGCGGUGGGAUUAUCCCCCGAGUCCCAAGUGGGAUAUCUCGUGGAUUUUCUUGUCCUUCUCGGCCUGGAGCUUCUGGCACUUUGUCGUGAUGCAUGGGGUCUCGGUCUUAACCUUAGCCAACAUAGGCCACAUGCUCUGUGCGGCCUUCUCCGACCCAUUUCGAGGUCCCUAUUACCGCAUGAUAGGCAUACUUCACCAACUCCUCGCCACGGCUUUAUCUGGCCUGUUCGUGGGAUCAGUCACUUGCUUGGCCGAAAGAAUUUUCCCACAAGGAACACCCAAUCGCACCGACCCAGUGAAAACCGCCUCACAAUCGAAAAGGGAGUGAAUCCCUGUUUUUUGAUCUAACAUCUUUAGAUCGUUUGUGAUUGCCGCCCAAGGGCGUUUAAAAGGCUCGCACACACACACUCUCUCUCUCUUUCUCUCUCUCUCUUUCAAUUAUAAGAAACUAUCCUUUCAAAUUUCACGUGUGCAUAUUUGCUUAUGGUAGCAUGAUGUGACAACUAGAUCUGCUAAACGCCGAAAUAACCUCGUAGCAGCCCGCUAAAAAUCAAAAUGAUAUCCCAGUCGUUUGAGACGGCCUCCACUACAGAACGAAGAACAAGUCAAAAAUAUAUUUGGAGAUAAUACAAUACAAGACGCCCAGUGCCAAUUAUUUUCG